This is a messenger RNA of Cyclocybe aegerita, 408 nucleotides long. The record is from the annotation of a GenBank genome assembly. Lineage: Eukaryota; Fungi; Basidiomycota; Agaricomycetes; Agaricales; Hemipholiotaceae.
AUGACACGGCCGACAUCGUCGACGUCUACACCACCUCCCCCUGAUGCGUUCAACACCAUCUUGCACCAUAUUUUUCUCAAACUAUGCCCACCAUACUUCCAGAACCCUAACUUCAUUGGCGUUGCAAGAUGUCAACGGCGACGGCUCUCCUCCUACUGCGAGCCAGCCUCCGCUAACCAGCCUUCGAAAACAACAUGUCUGACGCACUUCAGCAGAGCCGUCGCGUCGUCGAGAACACCUACUACGCCCAACCAAGUCUCAAAACAUACUACACAACGCCGUUCAUUGCUGUCCUCUCGAAUGCAAGUAGAAAGCCGCAAUGUUCAACACGACCUUGAAGUCAUCGACGUCGGCGGCGGCAUCAACGACGCGUUGGCCCUUGUCGAAUUGCCUUCUGCCAUGCGGUAG